CCAGCGUAGAGCAAGAGCGGCGCGAUGAUGACGGAGCCGGCGCACAGGGCCGCGGCCUGCUGCCCCCCGAGGGGCGGCCACGCCUCUGCUCCCUGCCGGCGCCGCCUGAGCGAAGGCGGACUGACGCCGCAUGUCCUCCGCGGGGCGGGAGCUCCACGCCGCCGGCCCGGGGGACGCCCUGCCCGCCCAGCGCCCCGCCUCGGCCGCCCCUUGUGCGGCGCCGGGGACCGCGGGCGAGAGGCCGGCCUCGACGCUGCCCCCGGAGCCGCAGGGCUGGACCCUCGGCGCCCGCGAACCGCCCCGGAGGCCGCCCGGAGCGCCGCGCCCGGAGGAACAGCAGCAGCAGCAGCAGGAGAUGCGGGGCGGCGGCUUAGGGAGGCCGGGCUGGUGCGAGGGAGGCCCGAGGCUGCCCACCUGCGGAGCGAAGGGGCGGCCGGGAGAGAAGGAGUUUCAGCCAAUCCAGACGGGGAGAGAACAUGUUGCAAGCCCUUCCUGCCUUGAAAUGAAAGACUUACUGCAGAAUCUAGAAGACAGUCCAGUAAAAGUGCCAGUAGCAUCUGAGAAGCCAUGCGGGCUCCCGAAUGAAGAAGCUCCAGGUAUGAAGGCUGAUGGGACCGGGCUAUGUUGUAACACGGGAGAGCCCAGGCCCCAAGCGAGGACAGGUGCGCUGCUUGAGGCCAGUCCGUGCUCAGGUGGAGUUGCAGUUUCAGGAAGUAAGCGCUUAAUCUCUCCAGAGCCUCUCAGUCCUGCCUCGGCCAGAGAAGAUGAAGAAGUCCCGGCCUCUGCCCGGCAGACGGAGGGAGAGGUGAUUCAGGAUCCAGGCCCAGAAACGAAGGCCGUUUGUAACAGCCGUCCAUCCGUUCAGCAAGGAGCGUUUGGUCCGCCCGGUAACCCCGGCCUUGCUCUGGCUUUGGAUGUUGGCCCAAGAGGCGCGCGGCUUGAAGGCCGGGCUUUGCAAUGCAGCUCAUUGGGAAGGACCUCUCCGGGGGACUGCAUGGAUCUCUCUGAGGUGGCCUGUGAGGUGCAAGAGGGAACCUUCAAGAGCGAUCCGAGCCGUGGACAGAUGGAGGAUCUGGGAGAAGCCACUGAGCCGCAAAUGGCUGAGGCUCCGCUGCAGGCAGGGAGCCCUGGCAGAGAGCUGUCCAACAACGAGCCCCAGGGGAAUGGCAGCAUGGAUCUUUUUUCCAGCCCUGCGCAUAAGGGAAUGAUUGGAAUCCAGAAAGGGUCCGCUGGGCCCAGCUGUUGGAAAGGAGAGCGAGAACAUUUGCCUUCCAAACGCAGCAUGUUUCUAAGUCCAGCCGAAGAGCUUGUGGCGCCAAAAGACCCAGACCGGCAUUCCGACAUCGGCCGCUUCUCCCUUUGUGAUGGUGUCCAAGCAGCCCUUGAAGGUGACCCAAGAGUGAGCUCUUCAGAGGCCGGCAGCAUCCCAGAGGAUAAAAGUUCUUCUCUCCGCCAUGAGAAAUGUGUCACGUUGGGACAGAGAAACGGAGCUCUUCUGUCGAAAAGGCAUCACUUGGGGUCCUUUCAGAACAGUUGCAGUAUAAAGUAUGUUUCUACGUUUCUCAGCUGCUGGGCUCCUCAGCUGGACUUGGGGGGAAAUGGCUUGCCCCUCCGAGCGGACAGUCCGAGGACGGCCUUCCUGCUCUGCGGCUCAGCUCUGCCUCAGUGGGCUACCCGUUCUUUCUGUGUGCUUGCUGAUGAAAAAAGCCUUAACGUCCUUCAACUCCGUGGCCCAUCUCCAUUUGCCCAGAAGGCUGACCCAGGCCCGGGUCACGGAGGGCCCAUGGACAGCCUGUCUUCAGGGGGAGUCAUUGUGAGGCAAAACCCCGGGGCCCGGCCUCAUCACAAGGAAGCAUUUGCUCCAAGUCAAGCCAGUGGCAGGCUGCCGGCAGUAAUGAAUGAAGGGGCCUGGGAGAUGGUUGGAUGGGUGCUGAGAGGGGCAGAAAAUGUGGAGGUUGCCAUGGAAGCCUUCUGGGGAAAAACACUCCGUUUGAGGGUCCAGGCGGUGAGCGAUCUUCCUUCUGCUCCAGAGGAGGUCUACGCCCUGGCAAGAAAUCUCUUCUUAGACUGCAGACGUCUACAAGAAAGCAGAAGAGCGGCAGCCACCAAAAUAGCUUUCAGCUUGGGAAUAAGCCCAGCCCUUUUGGAGUCCAGCGGGAGAGUCAUUUCUCUCCCCCCAAAAUUCAGUUGCUCUCCCUACAGAAAUAACUGGGUGGGCUUGGGUAGGGCAGGAAGACCCUUGAAUUCAGUCCGUCCCCUGGAAGUUCCCUGCUCUAGUCUGUCGCAGGCAGAAGCUGAAAAGUGGAGUAUUAAUGGUGGAGAUGCUUUUGGUGGUUCAGAAAGUAUUCUGGAGGGGAAGGGUAAUAUUCUUCCUCCCUAUGGAGGAGUAGAAGUCCACAAAGCUUCACAUGCAGCUGAUGCUGGCGGAAUGAAAGCAGGAAAUGCAACAGGUUGUAGCAAUACUAGACUCUCUCUUCGGCGUGCGUUUGAUGGAGGCUUGAGCAAAACUCCCCUUCUUUGUAGAGCCACUUUUAGAAAAGGUCAGUGCCUAGAAGAACAAGAAAAAUGCCGGGGUCACCCCUCUUCCCCAGCAAGUAAUCUCUCUCGUUUAAACAGAAAAGACUCUUCUUUAUGUACUAAAUGUUCAGCUCUGCAGAGGGAACCCAUUUAUCAGAUGAAAAUAUUUCUUCAUCCCUGUUAUUCCCUUGAUAGUUGCACCUUGUUUGAGCAGAAAGAUGAUUCACCAAAGACAGAGUUUCUAGAAUGCCAGCAGCCUUCCUUAAUUUUCUACAAGAAACUAAAUUAUCAUGAUUUGCAAACUGUGAUCCGUUCGGUGAUAAAAUACGUCCGGUGUAAUAAAAAUAAAUCAUUGCAUUCAAAGAGGGAGCUAAAGGUAACCCCAUCAGCUACGACUGCACUUUUAACAGAAUAUCAUCAAGGUCCAUUUCACAAAAUCAUCACGGAAUCCUCCAAUAAUAACACGGGGUCAGAAUUUACUGGCCAUCUACCGAAUGAAGACUUAUUAGAAUCACAAAGUCCCAGGACUCUUUCCGGGAGCUCUGCUUCCGAAUCACUGAACCCGAGUGAUUCUGUGAAGAAUUGGGCUCCUCGGUCAGAGACCCACGAUCUCCAUCCUGCCUCUGAAUCAAUCCACAAAAGGCCAUCAGGGAAGUUCAAUUUCGAAAAAGGAUUAUUGUCUGCCAGUAACUUGGCUUCAUCUCCUUUUCAGACAGGCCCUGCUGCAACUUCUCCCCAAAUUAAAGGACAGGCAAGAACGAAAGGGCUACUUCUAAAAUCCUUCAGAAAAAGAAAAAUGCCGAGCUUGCUAUCUGCAGGCUUAGGCUCCCAGUUUCCUCAGAAUAAAAAAACGUGCCUAUUUCCCAAAGAGCCCGCAUUAGCGUCCCCUUCUCACGGCUCUCCUCUUGCCCAGCGGCACUGCCGAGCGUCCCUCCCGCGUGAAAGAGAAGCCGGCUUGGAAAGCGAAAGGGUGAGCAGCUCCCCCGGACGAGAUGCGGCUGCAGCCGGCUCUCUGCUUAGCAGGAGGACGUGCCAGCACUGCAAGGGUCCCAGAGUAGAAGCGGUUGUAUCGCUGUACCCUCUCGAGCAGCCCUUGGAAGAUUUGGAAGCUGACCCGAGAGAGGCCGGCCGGACAGCUGGGACGAUGGACGGAUUUCCAGUUCGCAUUCUUUCUGACACGGAGGUGUCUUCAGAAGCCCUCCUGGGAAAUUUACCGCUUCCUCUCAGGGGUGGGAAGGUCACAUUCCCAUUCAGGGCUACGAUACACGCAGGACUCGCUCUUGGCUUACCUGAGGACUUUUUGGAAUCUGAUUCCGGGAAAGCCAAAGAUUCCCCAGAGCCCCCGGUUACGUGGCGGCAGGUAGAGAGCCCGAGUUGUGCGCUGCGGGUUGAACUUUUCCUUCCCUUAAGGAAACCAGCAGUGCCAUCCUCAUCCUCAUCUGGCCUAGAAGGUGGGAACUUCGCAGGCUUCCCGACCUGGCCCAGCGUGAAAGAAGGACGUCCGCUGAGGGCAGAGAGGGCCCAGGGGCUGGCAGGAGGCCCAAGGGAAGGACGGGAAGGGCACUUGGUGGAUGAGCAUCGGAGGAGGGGAGAUUCUGAAGCGGGGGCUCAGCCGCCAGCCCCAAAGGAGAAGCCCCCAGUGGGAAGAAGGCUUGCCCUUGGACAGCCUGCAGGCGACUCCUCCGGUGAGAAUGCUGAGGGUCCGGGAGAGCUUGCACGGAGCGUUUGGGCUUCCCUAGGAAGGGCUGGGCGGAAGAGGCAGCAGCAGGAACCCCCUGCCCACGUGCAAAGGGAAUCCAAAAGGCAAAAGAGAGGUCAGGGGGUGUGUGGAGAGCCGGCAAGCCUGAACCUUCCCUUCUGGAACCGUUGCCGGCAGGCCUGCUGGUCCAGCUCCGUUGGAGUUUUUGGCCCCUUCCCUCUGGCUGUUGGCUGUGAUCAGAGCAGAAGCCCUGGCGUCUUUGGGUAUUUGCACCUGCAAAGGCCUUUUCCAGCCUUCGGGAAACUGUCCGGAGCAGCCUGCAUAAAAGCUGGCAUGUCACGCCGGCUCAGGGCACCCAAACCUCUGGCAUCCAAGAGGGAGCUUGUUUCUUCUGCACAAUCAGCCACUGAGCCGGCAGCCCCACAGCCUGUCCUUUGGGACCUCCCGGUGAAGCAGCAGGGCCACCCGAGCAGCUCUCGGGCCGUCUCCUGGCUCGCCGGGCAGCCCAAAGACGCUGCCUUGUUGACGAGGCUCUCCCGGUUAGCUGAGGAAUUGCUGUCCCCCGCCUGCCGUCCCUUCCUGCCUCGCAGGGCGCUGCUUCCUUCAGCUGCCAAGUGGAGCCCGCGGAGGAGGAGGAGGAGGAAGAGGAGGCUGCUGGAAAUCUUCUCCCUUGUCAGCUUAAAGUUGAGCUCCCCUCUGUGGCUCAGCAGCUGCUGCUUCAAGAUGGCCGGCUCCCAGGCUCUGCCCGUUUAUUCCGUCGAGUCGACAGUCCUCUGCUUCUUCGAGCUGAGCAGCAACCCUUCCUGCCGGUGCAGCCCUCCCAGCGUUUCCCCUUUGCCUUUCCAUCACCAAAUGGACAUUGGGCCCCCCGGGGAGCUCCCCAAGGCAGGGUCCCCGAGCCUCGUCCCCGUAUUUCCUCGGAGGGGCCCGCAGCCUCAGCCACCCUCCGCGUGGAGCCUCUUUUUCCUUCUGCCUCAAGGCUGCCCAGAUGCCAUGCUGAUCCAGAAAGAUGCUGAGCCCGGUUCCGCCUCGGCCCGCAAGGCGGGAGAGGCCGUUGCUCGCAGUCCGGGCUGCCCAACUCCCGGCCUCCCUUCGGCCUUAGCUUUGUUUUCCCCCGGCUGCUACCGUGCUUGGACCAGGAGAAGACGACACCCCAGCGGCCGAACCCCGGCGGCCCAGCGGCUGAGCCUGCUGCACUUUGCUCGGAGCUUCAAGGGGCUCCAGGAUUGCGCUUCUGUGCCAGCCGGCCUCUUCUCGGCCUUGCCCUCUUUGCUGGGCAGCGUCCUGUCCACCUGGAGCCAGCAGAGACCGUCCGUCCAUCUGUCCGAAUCCACUCCUCUGCAUUCCAGUCCCAGCAAGGGACCACCAGCCCUCCCUGCAAUGGCCAGCCUGAGCCACAGAACCAGCCCCAGCUCGCCUCCCCUGGUGCCUGGCCUGCCAAGUGAUCCUUCCAGGGCUGUGAAGAACGACGUGAGGUUGGAAUCCAUCUUGUCUGUGCUGUUGCCAACGUCUUGCCAAGGUCCUGAACCGGCUCACCCUCCUUUAGGAUUUCCAGCUCUUGGAUCUGGAGACGGACACGAAGCUUCUGUCCCGGCGUUGCCUAAGGCUGGAGCUCAGCUUGCAAAAGACAAGUCGGAGAACAGGCCAAAGAAGGUGUCUCAGAUCCGCAUUCGGAAGACGAUUCCUAAGCCAGACCCCAACCUCACCCCCAUGGGGCUUCCCAGACCAAAGAGGUUAAAGAAGACCGAAUUCAGCUUGGAGGAAAUCUACACCAACCAGAAUUACAAAUCUCCCCCAGCAACCAGGUGCCUGGAAACCAUUUUUGAAGAGCCAAAAGAGAAAAAUGGGUCUUUAAUCUCUAUCAGCCAGCAGAAGAGAAAACGGAUUUUGGAGUUCCAGGAUUUCACCGUUCCCCGGAAGAGGAGGGCUCGUAGCAGAGUGCGAGUGACGGGCGGCUCCACGCGGGCGCAGAAGGCGGCCGUAGAAGGAAGGGAGCUUGACGUCCUCCUCAUUCAGAAACUGGCCGACCUGGAGACCUUCUUUGCCAAGGAGGAGACCCAGGAACAAGCUUCCCCGCGUAGCUGAGGUUGGGUCGAUCGGCUGGAAGAGCGUGUGGCGCUUCAGAGACCUGGUGUGCCUGGAAGGGGAACCGCCUUUUCCCAAGGUUGGACCAACCUCCCUGACUGAACCCUAUAGUGAUAUUUUCCUACAGGUUGGAGGAGAAUAAUUAAUUUCUGUUAACCUGAUGAAACAGCCCUUUCUUUAGCCUCCCUUGUCAAAAGGUAUUAACGCCUGUGUGGGGGUUUUCGUUUAAAAAGGCUAAGAAUGUAGGGCAGAACAAAGGCUACAGCACCUUCGGAGACAUUAGGAUUGUAAGGACUUCCCAAAGUUAGCCAUGGGCUGCUCCUCUGGGUCUUCAACCCUGGUAACGUGGCAGCCAGGACGAAGGAUUUUUAAGGUUUUCGUUUCGUUUGUUUCUAGCAAAGUUCCUUAGUUUGCAUCGUUGGGCAGCAGGACCCCCUGUGUCCAUCGGCCAGCACGUUUUUCCUCAAAGAAGAGAAGCUGUGCGCGACCUCCAAGUUGUGUUCCGUGGCAGACACACCUAGUUGUGGCACUUGGUUUGUUUUGCUGCCUGGGGACCCAGCGCAGAGCUUCGCCUCCAGUUCCUGCGUUGGGAGGUACAGGAUCCCGAGGAAGUGGCUUUACUCUGCUCCGCCUUCACCGCAGUCGGUUCUCUUUCUGUUAUUUCUUGGAAUUGGGGCUAGCGAAUUUGUCGUAGGAGAUUUUAAUUGGGAUGCGAUGCCAGAAUGCCAGUUGACACCUCAACAGCCCUUCAUUUUUUUGCAUGUGUUCCUUCUACCACCUCGGCCAUCGCUCAGCACCUCUCAUUCGUCCCUCUUUCUUGAUUGUGACUUGGUUUGGGUCCCUCGUGGAGUGAACUGUACACGUGCAACACAAGCAGCUGGUUGGGAGCCUGAGUAGCAGCUGUUGCUGGAUUCCAGUGGAAGUAGCAGCUGUGCAACGCCACCCGGGGGGGGGGGGGGAUGUUAGACGUGUACUUUUCCUUGGGGGUGCUUGGGAGAUUUUAAACCUUUACCUUCAACGAACAUUUUACAAUGAUGAUCGACAGCUGCUCGCUGUCUAUAAUAGUGCCUGUAACUUGAGCCAGGGUCAAUGGCUGAAUUGUUCAAAGGGUUUGCCUUUUGCUUCCUCUCAUCUAAAAUUUGCACUUUUGGUACGUUCGGGCUCAUGUGGACGCUUCCUAUUCCCUGGGGGAUGGGGGGGGCAAAU
Pseudonaja textilis is the source of this 7507-nucleotide messenger RNA. It is a transcript of the gene PRR14L, whose product is annotated as proline rich 14 like. Lineage: Eukaryota; Metazoa; Chordata; Lepidosauria; Squamata; Elapidae. The record is from RefSeq and is a predicted model, not a curated record.